AUUUUGUUUUGUCAAAAGUUGCCCAGAUAACUAUUAACAAGAGCAUGGGCUUCCAACAUACACAUCCAACGUUUAUCCAACAACACAAUGGCGGUGCUACUACGUUGUUCAUGCUUCUUUACACGGCCAACCGCCCUCCCAUCUCCACCGUCUGAUCAUUUCUCCGACAAACCCCAUGUGCCCGGGAAGUUGGUUUCGCUUCUAUUCAAAAAGAAAAAGAUGGCAUCAUUUUUAGGAAAUGCUUCCAGAGUUAGUCAUCAAAGAUUUGAUGGACUCCAUGAUUUGGAAGGAAAUCAGGAUUUCAGUAAAAUGCCACCACCACAUGAAAUUUUUUUGGACAAAUUAUCAGCAGAUCAGGUACGAUGCAAAGAAAGUUGCUACUGAAAUCAAUGGCAACAGCAAUGAUUGUGUUUAUAAGGAAGUGCUCUGACAGUUGAUGACGGGACGAUCAAGCUUCUACAAACUGUUUAUCUGGCAGAGGACGUCAUAAACACUUUAUAGAUUUUCUGAAACAGAAAGUUUUUUUUUUAAGUUUCCUUCUUUCUUAAGGUCAUCCAAGGUGCAAUUUCGUUUCAGCAACGAGAUAAAAAAAAUGUUUGGAUCAGUUGACCAACUUGGUGCCCAUUGAGGUGUGAAAAAGAACUUAUGAUGAAAACCCUAAAAGCAUUUUCGAAUGGUUCUAUGGUAUUACUGAAAAACGUUAGGAAGUUUUGGAUGAAAUAAAGCAACAGUACUUGCAAACAGCUUUUCAUCAGAUAAAUAAUGAAGAAGAUAUUGUUGGUUUUGAUUCUCAAAUUUCGGAAUUAAGAAGAUUAAUUUUGACUAGUGAGAAGCUUCUAAUAUCGGUGGUGGGUGUGGGAGGCUCUGGUAAGAUAACUAGCGAAAAGAGUUUACAACCAUUCAGAGAUAAGGAAAAUUUUCCACAACCGUGCUUGGGUUUGUGUUUCACCGGAUUUUAAAGAGAAAAAUCUUUUAGUUCAGAUAUUGAAGCAGGUGACCGAGGUUAGAGAUGAAGGGAAAUUGCCACUGUAGAUAUUGCAGCAGAAGCUUCGUAAUUUAUUAAACACGCAGUGGUACUUAACUGUCUUGGAUGAUGUCCAUGGACCUGCUAUAUGGGAGAAACUCCAAGUGGUCUUUCCGAACUCAUCAAAUGGUAGCAGGGUCAUCCUAACUAUUCGUGACCCUGAUAUAGCAACUCAUAUUGAUCCAGAAACUCCAAGUGGUCUUUCCAAACUCAUCAAAUGGUAGCAGGGUCAUCCUUACUAUCUGUGACCCUGAUAUAGCAACUCAUAUUGAUCCAGCCAUUCCUCUUCUCCAAGUAAAUCACUGAGUACAAAAGUUGGAGUUUGUUUUUGAAAAAGGCCAAAAGAGAACCAAGAGACGAAGUGUUUUCUCGGGAACAGAUUCGGGAGAAAAUCUUGCGAAAAUGUGGGGGUCUACCUAUUUCAUUAUAUGUUCUGGCUGGCUUUUUGUCUAAUAUAGAAUUUAGCACAGCUGCAUGGUUAGGGGUGAUUGAGGAUCCAAAGGGAAAUAAAAAAGAGAAGAAACGGCGGUUAAUACUAGCAAGCAAAGAAAACAACAGAAAGCUAGAAUAAGUGAUCAUACUCAGUAAGAAGCUAAUGUAGCAGGGGAAGAAAAUCACUCAGCUUUGUUAGAGGAGCCCAGUCCAAAUAUUUUGGCUUUGGGCUAUCAUGGCCUAUCUUAUCCUCUAGGUCCAUGCCUCAUUAGGCAUAGAACCUUCAGAUGUGAAGCACUCUUUAUUAACCACUUUGCCUAAUUCCAUCUGGAAGGCAAAGAACCUUCGACAUCUCUAUACGAACAGCAUUUUUCUUAAAGUUGUGAUAACUGACAAUGGGCAUCCAAUCAACCUUCAGACCUUACGGGGCGUAGUAGUAGGCCAUACUAGGCGUACAGUUAACUGGUUGAAAAGGUUGAGGUGUAUAAGGAAAUUGGGAUUGACAUGCCACACAAACUCAAUUCCAGAAAUAGCUGAUUGGAUUUCACAAUAGAACAGUCUUCAGUCUUUGCAAUUGAAAUCAAUGGAUGACAAUAAUAAACCUUCACACCUCCAUUUCCAUCCAUGUUGAGUCACACAAUGCUGUCAAACUUGUAUUUGGUCGGAAUGAUCAAUCGACUUGACAUAAAAAAACUUAUCCAAAAUCUCAGAGUCCUUACAUUGUCAAGGUAUCAUCUAUCAGAAGACCCAAUGCAGACACUAGAAGGGCUGGAACAACUGAAAGUGCUUAGGCUUUUCUCUAAUUCUUACUCGGGGAAAAAGAUGCAUUGUCCUAUUGGCAGCCGUACAUUUCCCCAACUCCAGGUAUUGAAGUUAUGGAUGCUAACAUAGUUGAUAGAAUGGACUAUCAACAAAGGAGCCAUGCCUGCCCUACGAGAUUUAGAGAUUAGAUUAAUAUAAUAAUUUGAGUAAAUUAAACUUGUUAGA
Molecule: messenger RNA, 2443 nt
Organism: Pistacia vera
Lineage: Eukaryota; Viridiplantae; Streptophyta; Magnoliopsida; Sapindales; Anacardiaceae
Exons: 3
Coding region: 88-384 (98 amino acids)
Source: RefSeq, a predicted model, not a curated record